Molecule: messenger RNA, 2885 nt
Organism: Quercus lobata
Lineage: Eukaryota; Viridiplantae; Streptophyta; Magnoliopsida; Fagales; Fagaceae
Product: G-type lectin S-receptor-like serine/threonine-protein kinase LECRK3
Exons: 1
Coding region: 428-2800 (790 amino acids)
Biological process (GO): protein phosphorylation
Molecular function (GO): protein serine/threonine kinase activity; ATP binding
Source: RefSeq, a predicted model, not a curated record
AACUGAAGCAAAACAUCUGCAGAAGCAAUUAAAGAAAACGGCAUCGUUUUGUGUCAAAGGAAAGAAGCAGCUACAGAGGAAAAGCGACGUCGUAUUGCUAAAUGAAACUUUAGUUGCUGGCACGUGAUUCAGGCAUUAGAAGAACACACAUUGUAAUCUUAUUUGUUUUCCCUUUAAGCUGUUAGAUUACUUUCUGUUUUAGUUAGUUAAUUUUGCUUAAUUCUCGCCUAAUUUUCUGGGCUUGUGUAACUGAUUGCUAUGGUGUAUAAAUAGCAAAUCAGUGUGUAAGAUUAAGUAAGUUUUUCAUUUACUUCGUGAAUACAAGUUUUUUCUUUCAGAGAAUAUCUCUUUCCUUCCAGAAAUUUCUUUCUUGUUACUAACAGUUAGAGAACCGAAUACUAGUAUUAUUUUUCUUUCAUCGCCUCCCAUGGCUUCCAUAUCCUUCGUUCUCUUAGUCCUAUCCAUAACCUUUGCAGUUGGAAGAGCUCAAGCAAAGGAAUCUAACCCAAUAACCAUGGGCUCUUCAAUUUUCCCCACAACUCACCCUACUUCAUGGCUUUCGCCCGCUAGCCUAUUUGCAUUUGGAUUCUAUCAGCAAGGCAGUGGGUUUUCCGUUGGAAUUUGGUUGGUUGGUAUAGACAACAAAACAGUUGUGUGGACAGCAAAUCGUGACGAUCCACCAGUCACCUCAAAGGCAAAGCUGGAAUUUACCAAGGAUGGUAAGCUUCUGUUAAUAACAGAGCAAGGACAGAAACACCUUAUUGAUAGUAAUACAACAAACUUGGUUUCUCAUGCCGCCAUGCUUGAUUCUGGCAAUUUUGUGCUCUAUAACAAGGAUUCCAAGUUCAUCUGGCAGAGUUUUGAUCAUCCUACUGAUACCAUUUUAGGAGAUCAGGCUCUGUUCACUGGAGGUCAACUGCUCUCCAGUUUGAGUGAGAGUGACCACUCAACUGGACGGUUUCAUCUCGUGAUGCAGUCUGAUGGAAACCUUGUUUCAUACCCAGCAAACAGUGGAGAUGCCGUGCCAGAUGCGUAUUGGAGUACUGACACCUAUUCUGGAAAUGGUUUCAAUAUUCACCUUUAUCUUAAUGCUUCCGGCAGUUUAAUCCUCGUCAACGAGUCCAAUUUAGAAACAGUCAAACCCACUUAUCUUUAUUUAUAUCCGACCAGCACUAGCAGCAUCAAUACCAUUUAUCGUGCAACUCUUGAUGCUGAUGGAAUUUUUCGAUUGUAUUGUCACACCUAUGAUGAGAGAAGAAACUACAGAGUAUCUCGUUUGUGGUCAGCAUUAAAUAGUCAAUGUGAAGUAAAGGGUUUCUGUGGCUUCAACAGCUUUUGUACACUAUAUGACGACCAAGGCAACUGUGAUUGCCUUCCAGGGCAUGAUUUUGUAGACCCCAAUCGAAGGACUCUUGGCUGUGAGAGACACUUUUCAGAAGUAGGGUGUAGAGGUGGGAAAGAAAAUGCAGUUUCUUAUAGCAUGAAUACUAUGGAUAAGAUGGUGUGGGGAAACACCCCGUAUUUUUCUGCAGAAAUGUCAAUGGAAGAAUGCAGCAGCUCAUGUUUGGAAGACUGCAAUUGUGGGGCGGCACUAUUCGAGAAUAGUCUUUGCCAGAAACAACAGUUUCCACUGAAAUAUGUUAGGAGAGAUAUAAACGACGGGUACAAGGCGUUCUUGAAGGUGGGUCUCCACCCAAUUAAGCCACUGCCACCCGUUGUUUCUAACACAGUCGUAAUCACAAGCAAAAUAGCGAAGUUACAAAUUGUUCUUCUAAGCUUGGGUUUUACUAUAUUGUCAUGUUUAGCUCUUGCAACCUUUGGCCGUUUCAUUCUCAAAAUUCUAGUUUUAAAUUACAAAAUGAUGUUAAGGAAUGGAAAUUUGGGCCUGCCUGAGGAGCUAACCUUAAGAUUGUUCACGUAUGCUGAGCUCAAAAGAGCAACAAAUGGUUUUAAGGAAGAGUUGGGUAAAGGUUCUUUUGGAGCAGUUUACAAAGGUGCUCUAAACAAAGGUAAAAAACUUGUUGCAGUGAAGAGACUAGAGAAAUUAGUUGAAGAAGGUGAAAGAGAGUUUCGUGCGGAGAUGCGAGCAAUUGGAAGAACCCAUCACAGGAACUUGGUUCGGUUACUGGGUUUCUGCACUGAGGAGUCUAAAAGGCUUCUAGUUUAUGAAUAUAUGAGCAAUGGCUCCCUUGCUGACCUUCUGUUUGGGGCAUUGUGGCGUCCAGAUUGGAAUGAGAGGUUGAGAAUUGCAUUGGAUGUUUCAAGAGGAAUUCUCUAUCUACAUGAAGAGUGUGAGGCCCCUAUCAUUCAUUGCGAUAUAAAGCCUCAAAACAUUUUGAUGGAUGAUUGUUGGAAUGCUAAAAUCUCUGACUUUGGGCUGGCCAAGUUCUUAAUGCCAGAUCAGACAAGGACCUUCACAGGGGUCAGAGGAACAAGAGGGUAUGUGGCACCAGAAUGGCAUAAGAACAUCCCUAUAUCAGUGAAGGCAGAUGUUUACAGUUAUGGGAUUGUGCUCUUGGAAAUUGCAUGUUGCAGAAAGAACAUAGAUGUUAACGCAUCCGCUGCAGAGGAGAUUGUCCUUUCUUCUUGGGCCUAUAAGUGCUUUGCUGCUAGAGAUUUAUAUAAGCUUGUGAUUGGUGAAGAGGUAGAUAUGAUGAGCUUGGAGAAAAUGGUGAAGGUGGGACUGUGGUGCAUUCAAGAAGAACCAGCUCUUCGCCCCUCUAUGAAGAAUGUCGUCUUGAUGUUAGAAGGUAUUACUGAAGUACCAGUUCCCCCAUGUCCAACUACUUCCUCCAUGUAAUCAAUUUCGCCUAUAGUUGAAAUUUUUGUUUCUCAUUUGUACAAAUAAGUGAUGACACAUGAUGCAUGGGCAUGUUGUAUUUUCA